Messenger RNA from Rubroshorea leprosula, 1110 nucleotides. NCBI's taxonomy places the organism in Eukaryota, Viridiplantae, Streptophyta, Magnoliopsida, Malvales, Dipterocarpaceae. The record is from the annotation of a GenBank genome assembly.
AAUUACAUUGUUUAACCAUCUAAAAUGAUGGUAACUUGUACUGACUUUGUAUUAGUCAUCAAUUUCAGGCGAGAAGCACGUGAGGCAGCUUUUUACGAACGAAGAGAAGAGUUGCGUGACUGGGAGAGCAAACUAGAAGAUGGAGAAGAAAGACUGUCUGGGCUUAGGAGAACCCUCCACCAGAGAGAGGAAAAGUCACAUGAAAAUGACAGGAUUAUGAAGCAGAAAGAGAGGAGUUGUGAGGAGGUGCAACGGAGGAUUGAUUUAUCCAACUUGGAGUUGAAGGAGAGGAAAGACAGUGUAAAUAAAAGAUUAGUAGACUUGACUCUCAAAGAAAAAGUCAAAGCUGGCACUUUGAAAACUACCCUAGAGGCAAAAGAGAAGGAACUACUUGUAUUGGAAGAAAGGCUUGCUGCUAGAGAAAGGGUGGAGAUUCAAAGUCCUCUUGAUAAGCAAAGGUUCAUUUUAAAUACAAAAGUGCAGGACUUUGAGUUGGAAUUGGAAGAAAAGGGGAAGUCUCUUGACAAGGAAUUGAGAAGCAAAGUAAAUGAAGUGGAUCAGAGGGGACUUGAAAUUAAUCACAGUGAAGAAAAGUUAAGAAAACGAGAGCAAGCAUUGGAGAAGAAGUUAGAAAAUGUGAAAGAGAAAGAAAAGGAACUUGAAGCAAGGUUAAAAGCUGUCAAUGAGAAAGAGAAUUUGAUAAAAACUGAGAAUAAGAAGCGGCAGUUAGAAAAGCAACAAUUGUAUAACGAGAAAGAGAUCUUGCAGAUUAUCAAAGAGGAGAUUGAUAAGAUAAAGGCUGAAACCAGUCAGCAGGAGCCUCAGAUUCGUGAAGAGUGUGAAAAGGUUGAAAUUGCUUUGGAAGAGAGCUAAGAGCAUAUAAGAUAUCAAUCCAAAUUGAAACAGCAAAUUGACAACUAUAGAUGUCGAGAGGAAUUGCUUUUGAAGGAAUGUAAAGAUCUUAAACAGGAAAGGAAAAAUUUUGAAAAAGAAUGGGCAGUUUUGGAUGAGAAGAGAGUUUUAAUUGGUAAACUGCAGAGAGAAUUUGGGGAAGAAAAGGAGAAGUUUGAAAAGUUGCGGAUCUCAGAAGAAGAAAGUUUGAGAAAGGAG